AUCGAAAACGAAACCCAACGGCGGCGUGACCGACACUGAACAGCAGUUGCACGAACCGUUGCCCUCCUCGGUGUCUCUCAGAUAUGGCACUGCAAGUAUCAGCUCGGGUUUCACAUGUCAGAGCCCUCCCGCGCUCCACCGGCCCUCUGUCCCGAGCCGGUGUCAAGUUCAAGCACAUCCUAACUCCUGGGAGCCCCCAGCUGGGAGGGCAGCCAGCAACAGGUCCUCUCCGCGGCCAUAUUAACGCUGCCCCCAGAGCUGCCAAACUCUCAACAACAACAGCGACAGCAGCACUUUGGAAGGCCAGUCAGGGGAACGGGUCCUCCUCACCCCGGGGAAGGAGAGGCUGGCUGGGCAGGUUGGCCCUCGGUGCUGCCCUCGGAGUGAGCUCAGCCGCGCUGGUCCAUUCCGUCCACACCGGAGCCUUCACCGCCAUGGCCCUCAAAAUUAACCUGGACUCUGCUGAGGGAGACUGGAAGGAGACCAAGGGCUUCUUGCUGUCUCUUUCUGUGAAGGACAGGCGUCAAUACCACAGGACUUCUGGCUUUGUGCCGCUGGAUGACAUCCCAGUGUGGACUCCCGCUGCAGGUGGCUCUGAGCCAAGUCGCUACCAGAGGAAUGAAAAACUGGACCAGAAGAUUUCCCUCUACAGCGGUGACAUCACCAAGCUGGAGAUAGGUGCUAUUGUCAAUGCAGCCAACAACACUUUGCUCGGUGGAGGUGGAGUGGACGGAGCGAUCCACCGCGCUGCAGGUCCUUUGCUGAAAAAGGAGUGUGCUUCCCUCCACGGCUGCGAGACGGGAGAAGCCAAGAUCACCUGCGGCUACGGCCUCCCAGCAAAGUAUGUCAUUCACACGGUGGGACCGAUUGCACAGGGAGGAGUUGGAGAGACGGAGAGGAAAGCACUCAGGUCCUGCUACAUGAACAGCCUGAAAACUGCAACUGAAAACGCUGCACGUUCCGUGGCUUUCCCUUGCAUCUCCACUGGAAUCUACGGAUAUCCACCUGAGCAGGCUGUGCACGAGGCGCUAGCAACUGUGAGGGAGUAUCUCGAUGCACAUCACGACAAGGUGGGUAUGUACGUACUGUAUAUGUGUGUGUGUGUUUGUGUCUGCAUGAUUGGCAAUUUUUCCCUACCAUUUCCUCCAGGUAUUAUUUCUUUCACAGCUGUUGUUUUUGUUUUCUGGUGAGAGCGAGGAGACGAGUGCGCUGAGAAAACACAUACACACACAAUGACAACGCACACAAACAUAAAUUUAAACACACACUCCCAAGUUCUGGCUCUCAUGCUCAUGGCCAAGUCUGCGUUUUAAUUGGCUCCUUGCGGGACUAAACCCGACUUAACACAAACACACACACGUACACACACGCACAGACACACACACACACUUUCUCUCUGGA
Stegastes partitus (bicolor damselfish) is the source of this 1401-nucleotide messenger RNA. Its product is annotated as mono-ADP ribosylhydrolase 1. Gene Ontology annotation, molecular function: ADP-ribosylglutamate-[protein] hydrolase activity. Gene Ontology annotation, biological process: DNA damage response; peptidyl-glutamate ADP-deribosylation; purine nucleoside metabolic process. Gene Ontology annotation, cellular component: nucleoplasm. The coding region runs from base 84 to 1190 and encodes 368 amino acids. The transcript has 8 exons. Lineage: Eukaryota; Metazoa; Chordata; Actinopteri; Pomacentridae. The record is from RefSeq and is a predicted model, not a curated record.